Molecule: messenger RNA, 542 nt
Organism: Linderina pennispora
Lineage: Eukaryota; Fungi; Kickxellomycota; Kickxellomycetes; Kickxellales; Kickxellaceae
Exons: 1
Coding region: 1-429 (142 amino acids)
Source: RefSeq, a predicted model, not a curated record
AUGUUCAACACCUACACCUCUCUUAUUGCUCUCGUUGCUCUGACAACCUUUUCUCCAUCUGCUCAUGCAAUUUCUGUCCCUGAACCUAUCAGCGCCCUGUUGGUCCAGGAUCCUGCUGUGCUCCCGGCCAGCACCAGUUCUUCUCACCAGCCUGAACUUACUCGUCGCCAGUAUGGCUGCGGUUCUUGUGGUGGCUACGGCUGCGGUAUCUGCGGCGGCUAUGGUGGAUAUGGUGGAUAUGGUGGAUACGGCGGCUAUGGCGGCUAUGGCGGCUGGGGAUUCCCAUUCGUGAGCUCAUCCAACAACGACUUCGAUCGUGCUUCUAACCGUGCCAACUUUAACGAGAACACAGUGUACGCUAACAACGUCAAUGCUAACCAGGCCAGCGACGCUGUCAAUUCCAACACCAACAACUUUGUCUCCAGCUAAGCACGAUGGCAUGAUCCAGAUAUUCUGGUCACACCAAAUCCUUGAAUCUUGGGAUGAAUAGAGAUGGGUCUUGGAAUUUGUGAGCGCAUCCACUUCCACUCUUAUCAAGCGAG